AUGAAUCUGGCUCAAUAUCUGCAGGACUUAUUCACUGACGGUGACGAUUCUGAGUUUGAAGAGUUUGAGGAGUCUCUAAUGGAGGAGGGCUUUGCAGCAUCAAGUCAGAGUUUCCCUUCAACAUCGCCUACGCAAGGCAUUUUGAACUUGUUCUGGAAGACGAAAGCGAGUCACGAACUCCAAGUUUACGAGCUUGUGCGGCGCUUAUGUAUCGACAUCGGCCAUGGUCUGCAAAGCCUUCACGAAAACAAUUUCACGCAUGGCGAUUUGAAGCCGGAGAAUGUCCUCAUUUUUCAAUACGCGGAUAAGGUUACGGCAAAGCUUUGCGACUUUGGAUGUGCGAAAGGACCUAGCCAGGAUCCAAGCAUAGUCAAGAAGGAUGACAUUGCCAUCGACAAGCAAGGCAUCGACGCGAAAGCGGGCAGGACUAAGGACUCUUAUCUUGGGACACCAGGCUGGAUACCACCCAGCGGCGAGGUCCGUGCAGCUCAUGAUUUUGACGGCCUCCGUCGAUGCGAUCUCUAUGUUUACGGACUCGUUGUCUGUAGUUCGUUCUUAUUUGCGGGGCGCCCUUACCCAACGCACCCUAAUCUGGACAGUAUGCUUGGUCACUUGCGCCAGCUGGAUACGCCCGGAAGAAAUAUCCCUUUCUCGUGGAAAAAGUCAAAGAGACGCAUCUUUGAUCAAGUAACGCGAGUUUUAGAGGACACGAUGAAGGCACCAGAGGAGCGCGGUCUUUUCCCGUGGAGGCUUUUUGGGUAUCAUCACAAGCAAUUGCGGAAGCAAACCAUAGAGUCAGAUCAGGAUUUCGUGACAAGAUUCAAGAUAUGGCUCGGAGGUUCUAAAAGAGGGUCUCCAGGGACCGAUCUCAGCCUCGAGACGAAAGCGGCUUAUGCUCAACAAGACUGGUGGAAACUUGUGCCCGAUGAGUGUAGCGAGUCAGGGACCACGUCGAGCCAGUCGACAAGUCUGGAGACUCCUACAAACACGCCUGCAGGAACGAAUGGAAAUAAUCAGUCCGGGCCGGCAUCAUACUUCCUAUUCGACGAAGAUAACAGUUGUCACAAGACCGACAUGUUCAAAACCGGGAGACGCAAGGAAGACGCCAUGCAACUCCCUGGCCUGAUGAUAUUAGCAAUACUAAAGUUGGAUGCUGAUCGUGGGAAGUUAUACUACCUCGCACGGUUUCGAAGCCGCGUCCCAAAGGAAUGGUGGAAGCAUUACGCUCCCAACAUUCUGCAGAUGGCAUUGCAAGCAGCCCCGGCUGUCGACAUCCAUACUCUUGCUUGGCUCUGCCGCGGCCCGAUCGGGAAAGCCGAGGUAAGGAGUCUACAAGCCGACAGGAUGACGUGGGGGCACAUCAUGACUAGGGGCGAGUUAGACGAGUCUUCAAGAUUGGAUCGGUUCCUCCUCCUGCUGCAAUUUGGGGCUCAUAUAGAUCAACGGAUGGAAGGACAACAUGGAAAGACCAAGAGUAUUUACACAGCGUUCCUCAAAUCUUUCCCUUCACGGCCAGCGAUCACAAAUACCUUGUCCAUGCAAGUUAUCUGGAGAGUCGACGACGCUAUGGCAGACAACCGUAUUCGCCUUCCGAAAUGGACGUACAGCUACGUAGCACACGUUAUACGCAAUCCGAAUUCCAGCAUGGUUGAUCAGUCAGAGAGAUCACCGCUUGUUGAACUGCCAAUUGGAUGGAGAGUCAUACGACAGAAAUUGACCGAACCAGAGCUCAUUUGCUACAAAGAUAUGUUCACGCAGUCCAUGACUCUUACCAAGCCUAAGGUCAGCCUUCUUCAGAUGCGCCAGCUGCCUAUUGGACUUCUUCAGGUGCCUUUAGAAGGCUUGACAUGUCAUGUUGAUCUGCUCGCCUGUAUGCGUGCAGGAUCUGGCCCUGAAGAGGCUGGCAGUCUUGCGCGCCGUCUCGACGCACGUUUCCCUUACUACGGCGACGCGUGGUUCGAGACGGAAUUCAGUAUUGAACCCAAUGUCGAUGAUGUCUUGGGGGCCAUGUCAAAUUCGCGGAUUCGCUCAUUUGUUGCCCGUCUCGGCAUCUUUCGUGGCUACGAUGCUGCUUUCAUGACUGGCCUUUUUCUUAUGUCAGUAUGUCUUACAGGACUUAUUAUUCUAGCAGUGCGACUCAUGAUACACCGGAAAUAUGAGGGUGGCAUUUGA
This is a messenger RNA of Colletotrichum gloeosporioides, 2172 nucleotides long. RefSeq lists its product as uncharacterized. Gene Ontology annotation, biological process: protein phosphorylation. The coding region runs from base 1 to 2172 and encodes 723 amino acids. The record is from RefSeq and is a predicted model, not a curated record. Lineage: Eukaryota; Fungi; Ascomycota; Sordariomycetes; Glomerellales; Glomerellaceae. The transcript has a single exon. Gene Ontology annotation, molecular function: protein kinase activity; ATP binding.